CACCAGGCCCCGCCUGAGCCGCCCAAUAGAGGGCCCAUGGAAACAAGAGUCAUGCUGGGGCAAUAACCCGGAACAGGAAGUGGAGGUGGCUCCCGUCCUGGAGCACGGAAGGGAAAAAGGGGAAGCGACUGAGGUUGCCAGUGGAGAUGAGAGUGGGUGAGUGUCCUGUGCAGAAAAUGGCCUCCUGUCUGAGAUCUAGUGUUCGACAGCCUUGAAAUCAGCUUUUGGUGGGGGCCAAAGGUUGGCAACACCAAGAUGUUUGACAGGAGCAAGCCAACUGAUGAAGCUUCUGCUUCUUCAGCACAAGGUAUAGAAAGACGAGGUAUCGAAGGAUCCCUACGACAGGAGAGCAGUAGCAGUGUAAGCAUACGAGGGCCAGAGCAGGUUGGACCUGGGUUAUCCAGUGUGCAAAAUAGACAAGGCUAUUGCAACUGCUGCCACGUGCACUACAGCAAUCUUGAACAGCAUGUUUUCAGUUCCCAGCACAGACAUUUCACCAUGUACUGCAGGAAUCGCACAGGUACCACCACCCUGAUGGAGCGUUUCCUGCAAGAUGUUCUGCAACAUCAUCCCCACAGAUACCAUGACAACAGACCAACGUAUGAUGACAUGCCAUUUCCCAUCUCCCCAAUGGCUCCCCAGGAUGUUUUCCUGCUUCCAGAAGAGGAGGAGAAAGAGGUGGUAAGAAGCAUACGGGAGAUGCCUGGCACAGACAGUGAAUCCAUUGUUAAAUCAUGCUCCCCUUCUCCUUGUAGAUCUCAGGAGGGCAUAAAGUCAAUUUCUGUGCCACAGACAUUUAUCCAAAAACUAAAGAUGGGACAGGAACACAUCUUAGAAAUAUCCCAGCAAACUUUGGACCUCUGUAGCAGUGAGAAAAAACAUACACUAAUGGAUGGUGCUCAGAUUGCAAAUAGUAGCCAUGAUGGCCAGUUUACAGCUGUGAGCCCAAUAUCUCACCAUUUGCGUAGCACCCCUUUAUGUCACGGUUCUCCUGUUAGCCCUGUAAUUGCAAAAAAUAUUAGGUGCUCAGCAACCUCAAAUUUGAUUCCAAGUAGCAGAUAUGAUCACAUGCAGAAGGAUGUAUGCCAUAAGGAUGGAUCAUUAAACACAAAUCCUAAUCCUGUUCUGGCAUCAAUCCACCCAAAAAACCCUUCAUUUUCACAUCAGAGUCCUACCUGCAGCCAAGUCAAUGCUUCAUAUAUUAUCUCAGGUCAAUCUUUUUUUAAACUAGGUGGUUUACAAUCUCAGGAUGAAACUUUGGUGUCUGACUUCUGUCUCAGGGAUCUUGUGGGUACUAGCAACUCACUAAGUUUUGGGGCAUCCCCACAAUUAACAAGAUACAAAGACAUGAAGGUGAGCAGGGUUGAUGAAACUUCAGUAGAUGAGAUAAUUGAAGAAGUCAUUCUGAAGUACUGCCAUGGAGCUCCACCUAAUGAGUUGUCUUGCAAAGAUGAGAGUAAUUCCUAUUUAAAUAUUUCAUCACUUCUGGAUCACAAUAGUCUAGAGGGCUCUGAAAUGAGUUUUGAUUGUGAGGCACCUGUUUGCUCAGGAGCAGGCCUACCCAAGGCAGCUACAAAGGAUAUAGAAUUCCUAAAAGAGGUCCAAGUAAACCUGGAAGAUAGGAACUAUGGAACCCAACUUAGUUCUGUUCUAAAAGGUGGUUCAGUGGAGCAAACAGAAGCAGCAAAACAGGAUAUAAUAAUUCAUAAUGAGGAAUCAGUUCUUCCAGCUCUGCCUCAUGUGCCUCCUUCCUUUGUGGGAAAGACGUGGUCCCAGAUAAUGUAUGAAGAUGAUAUAAAAAUUGAAGCACUUGUGCGUGAUUUCAAGGAAGGUCGUUUCCGUUGUCAUUUCAACAGUGAACCCUCUGCCAACUGUACAGGGAAGAGGAUGAGAAAGAAGAAGCAGAAAGAUGAAAGGAAGAGUGACAUUGUUACAGGUAACAGAACAGAAACUUCAUCAGUUAAAGCAUUGCCAGAAUUUAAUGAUGCUAUAAGUGGUGGUUCUGAUUUUGAUAAUCUUUUGGCCUCUGAUACACUAUGCAACCCACAAAUACUUCAAAUGCCUAGAAAGAGGACGUGGCGCCUUGCUUCAAGAUGCCAAGUGGUCAAAGUCAGCCAUGGAACCCAAACCAGUUUAGUGAACUAUCCAAUAGUAAAAAGAAAAAUCAUUAGAAAGGAGCCUGAUCCACCGGAUCAGAAAGCAAACAUUAUUUGGUCAGAGAAUGAAAGAAUUUCAAACAUGAAAACCAGACUGUGUGCCCUCAAGCUUCCUGAAGCAUAUACCAAAAUUAUGAGCCCUCUGCAGCCCAAGACAGUGGUUUAUGUCCUUUCAUGUCCAGAGAUUAAACAAUAUAAAGGCAAACCCAUAGAUGUUCCCAAAAUGAGGAGAAAUCGCAACUCCACAGACAGCAAGGAUUCUGUAAGGUACAGAUACAAACAAUGUUCUCUUAAGUAUUAUGACCCACUGACAAAUCGAAUUCUGAAAACACCUCCCAAGAGCACAGUUAGAGAAAAAGCCAAAAAGCCCUCCCAUGUUCGACAACUGUUUAGGAGUCUAAGCCUUGAUGCAAACACAAAGAAACUAUCUGAUACACAGAAAGAAUGUACACCAUCUAAAUCCUUCAAUUGGCCAGGCUUCUAUAGUUCUUCUUCAGCGACUUUCCUGUCAGAUCCAAUUAAAGGGAAUGAUAUGAAUUCAAGUCUGAGGACAGAUGGAGCUUCCAUUUCCACAGAAAGGUCUGAUUUUCCGGUAUUUGUUCACUCAGAGAAGUCCUAUAAACACGUAGUCAUUUCACCUUUCAACUCCCAUCAGUCUCAGGUAGAAGGAGAUGUUAGAUUAACCCCAAUUAAUAGCAGGGUUGCCAAAACACCUUUGAAGUCAAUCAGGAGCGAACGGUUGGAGAGGGAGAAUUCAAAGACAAUGUGGAAGAGGAAAGAAGGCACUAGUAGAGAACCAGGUUUUUCCAAAAAGGCUUCAGGACCCAUGUCUGUCAAUUGUGGCCUUGUGAGAAGAAGUAGAGUAGCCUCAGGCAAACAAGCAUCCAGAACUAAAAAGCAAAAAAAGGAGCAGAUAAGAAGGAAGCUCUCCUCUUGUGCCCAAAAAUCAUCUUCUGUCUUCUCCAUCCAUAGGCACCAGACAAGGAAACCUACUUUGGGAAAGCACCUCAAAAAGGAAAAACUUGAUGCUAAAAAGCUAAAGGUUAGGAGGAAACCCAGGAGGACGUUUUUGAACUCUACAGUCAUUUCAGGGAUUACUGAAAAGAGGCAGAAAAUCACAGCAGGGUCUUUUCCGAAGAAGCCAGAACUAGCUUCUUCCAAAGUUAGGAGCUGGGAGAUAAGGGUCUCCCCAGCACAGUGA
Messenger RNA from Emys orbicularis (European pond turtle), 3357 nucleotides. RefSeq names its product zinc finger DBF-type containing 2 (gene ZDBF2). The transcript is spliced from 7 exons. Gene Ontology annotation, biological process: epigenetic programming of gene expression; genomic imprinting. NCBI's taxonomy places the organism in Eukaryota, Metazoa, Chordata, Testudines, Emydidae. Gene Ontology annotation, molecular function: zinc ion binding; nucleic acid binding. Bases 256 to 3357 code for a protein of 1033 amino acids. The record is from RefSeq and is a predicted model, not a curated record.